This is a messenger RNA of Chara braunii, 2901 nucleotides long. NCBI's taxonomy places the organism in Eukaryota, Viridiplantae, Streptophyta, Charophyceae, Charales, Characeae. The record is from the annotation of a GenBank genome assembly.
AUUAAAAAAAGAAAAAGAAAAAGAAAAAGAAAAAGAAAAAGAAAAAAGAAAAAAGAACCCAAAGGGCCGCCGGCCAUCCCUCAUAAAGGCCGGUAGGCCCUCUUUUUUCAUUUCAUUUCCGAUGCACAACUUUUCUCUUCGUGUGGUGGUUUCCACUCAAGCUGUGAAGAGCUUGACCAUCAUGAUGGCGGUCGUGGAGAUCGCGCGCGUUGAACUUCAUCGAAAUAACUGCGUUCGCAUAACGCACAUCUGCAAACUGCUCUCCAGUGUGACAACAUUGCAACAAGAAGUCCUUCUCAAGUCAAACUUGAAGAAGACUGGGAGUCAAACUUUGAUCCAUCUGCUGAAAGUGCAAUGGUACGGUAGAGAAAGAGAGAUGGGUCGCGUUGAUGACGUUUUGCAUGCUUCGCCUGCGAGGCCACGUGUUCUGUUAAUCACAGCAAGUCAACCCGGUUGCACGACUCCUCAUGGCGACUACGUUACGAUGCGAGCUCUGAAGAACAAGAUGGACUAUGCUCAGCUUCAUGGCAUGGACAUUGUCUUCUCCUUGGAACUGCACGUAGGCGGUGCACAUCGCGUGAACGGGCUGCAUAACAAGGUCAGCGUCAUCAACAACACAAUUGCCGCGCAUCCUGGCUAUGAUUGGUACAUUUGGAUGGACUCGGACACCAUCAUCACCGACAUGGACUUUGAGAUACCAUGGGAAGAGUACGGCACGAAGAGCAUCGUUCUGUGGGGUAACGGGACGGAUUUCGACAAGGUCUCCAAGGAGUCGAACUACUUGUCGAUCAACUCCGGCGUCAUUUUCUACCGGAACACAGUUUACACGCAGUCGUUGUUUCACAUGAUGCGGAGGAUUUGGAGGGCGGGUUUCGACGAGGCGUACCUUCUCCUCUCACGAGUCGUCAAGGACAUGCCGGGGUACCCAAGCGACCAAUCGACGCUCAUGUACAUCCUAGCAACCCAGCCUGCAAAAUGGCGGCACCAGACGCAGUUCAUCAUUGCCAAGUACGAGAUUAACUACUUCUGGAAGCAAGUUCACUUGGAAAACUAUUAUUUCUCUAAUUGGAGAGGAGACGGGCGAUCGCCUCCUUUUGUGGUCCACUUCUGCGGGUGCGAGCUGUGCUUCGCAGUCAACCACAACUCUCAGACUUGUCUCGCAGAGUUCGAAAGGGUCUACAACUUCGCCGACGAUCAGGUGCUCGCCCGGCUCGGCAUGCGGCACGCCAACCUCAGCACCCCUGUUGUCGUGCCUGUCAGCGACCCGUUUUGUCAGACAGACAGACAGACAGACAGACGGACAGACAGACAUGGAGCAGGCAGUGGUGCGACUUUGGGCUUCAAGCGAGACGGUGUGCUGAAGGAGCACUUGGCGGCGAUGGGUGUCUACCAUGAAGGAGCGGCGAGUAGUGGGGUUUCCUGCGGAAUGCGUGAUCACCAGAGGUGGUCAUCGCUGAUGCAGGUCGGAGCAGGCCGGCUCGUCGACGACACGGUGCACGACUGCAUGGACUACGUCGUCACCAUCGCCAAUCGAGAUGCUGGAGCUGAACCGCUAGAUGACCUCGUCUUAUUAGGCACCAAAGUCCCUCGGUACAAGAUCGACGAUGGUGCGCAGCGUGAGCCUGCAUUGCGAAGGCUGAGGAAAACGGAGAGUGUGGCGAUGAGAAUCAUUCAUGGCUGGAUCUUCAAGUUGCCAUUGAGGUAAAAUGGUUUUGCUCACGCAGAGUCUUAUGUCAUCUAUGAUUACGCAACGGAUCAUGUGUGCGGUAUGUGGCAGUUCCAGGAGCGGUCUAGAGUGGUCUCGCCUGUCGUCAUCAUGCACACCCUCCACUUGAAGAUGGAUGUGCCAUCGUGGUUUCGUGGGAGCGCAUAUCGAAGACAGACCGGAAGACGAUGACAUGUCGUCGCACCAAGAGUCCACGUGGAUCCGCCUCGCGGAUUGCUUCCGCGAUGCGCUCCUGGAGUGGCAGUGAUCCGACAACGGGCGGGCGAACAAGGACAGGCUCAGCAGAUUGGUGGAUUGCUUCCACCUACUUCUCACCGUGGGCAUGUGAAUCAUGUGUAUGGGAGGCGACGACAUUCGCUCCCAUCAAGAGGCCUCCUACUAUGCAUCACUGGCCGUGAAGCCAACGAUUGUUGUCACGGGGUUGCAGGCCUUUAAUUGGCGGAAGCACAUCGUGAACGCUGCCCACAGAGCCGCUCGAACGCGUCAGCAGGCCACAUCUCUUGCUCGGUGCGUGGUUGUCGUACAUUCCUGAAUAGCCUUCCUGCAGCAUCACUUUCAACCACAACGUGGUAUUGACAAAUGAUGACAAAGCUGCUAAGAGCGAAUGGAUGGGGACAGGGCCUUUCGGCAACGAAGCAGGCAAUAAUGGGAGUGACAAGGGGCCCUGUAGUGUGAAUGGGGAGAGAGUGCAACUUCCGGUGGCAACAUGUCCAGCAGCGAUGUGGCGAUACCGAGGAAGGCCACGUCGCCCAUGUCCGUCAAGGUUGUGACGGCACCUGUCGAUCCACCGAUGUUGCGCCCUCGUCUCACCUUGACCACCGGGUUGGGACACUGUCAGGUGCUCUGGGGUGCGGUUUGGUGGAGAGACGACGGCAGGGCAUGAAUGUAACGACCUUUAGAUGCAAUGGGCAAGGUGCACACCGACGGGUUAGACAUUUGUGGUUUCAUUGGACAAAUGACGAAAACAAUCUCUCGCCAUGUUUUCGACAAUUUGAAACUUUUCUAAAGAUUGAUAGACUCUGUGCAAUCAAUUCUUUGUUGUCCACCACAUGGUAACCGCCCGGAUGUCCGGACCAGGUUCCAGACAGUCCGGUGUCUGGUGUCCGGUCCCCAUGUCUGGAUGGAGGCCCCUGGGGCAAAAAUCAAAAAAAAAAAAUGGGGCGGCCCAGGACGUU